AAUUGAGCACGGGGAACCCUGCACGUAGAUCUUGGUUUGUCCUUGUUUAUUUUUCGCAGUACAUUGGGAAACCGUCAACAGACGUUUGCGGAAAUCUGCCAUACCAAGUAAAAAUUUCUUGUGCAACGUUUGCAAGAAUUUUCAAGGGCGUGUUGGCUUGGAUACAAAUGUGAAAUAUCGUUAUCGUUUUCAGUCUCUUUGAAAAGGCUUAUAGCCUUCCAUAUCAGAGAUAUAAAACACAGAUACUCCAGCGGUUACAUUUUAGAAAGUAAUUCAAAGUGGAAAAAGGCGCAAUGAUGAGUGACAGUGUUUGUACAGUUGAGCAACUAAAUCCUGAUCAACGGAAUGCAUACUUUCGAGUACUCGAUUCUCUUCAGGAAAACAAGGUUAUCCUAAUCGAUACUCCAAGUGGAACAGGCAAAACUUUUAUGUUAUCUCUCUUGGCGAAAACAAAUUUUAAUUCUGACAAACCAGUACACUUCGUCACUUUUAGAAGAGAUCAAGCAAGUGAAAUGGUUUCAAAGCAAAUCGAAGGAUACACUUAUAUCUCAUAUAACAUGCGUAACUUUAGUUUGUCUUAUAAUUCUGCAAUCCAUAUGUUUAAUAUGGAUAGUAAGAACAAUAUUGACCUACUUUAUAAAGUGCUUCAAUACUCGAAAAGCUAUGCCUAUGUCAGUCACAUGAUAAACGUUAUUGUUUUAGACACAUAUACCGUAGCUUCACCAAUUAUGUUACUUUUAUUAUACAUAGUGGCACUUCAAAAGAAUACACAAUUAAUUAUCGCCGGAGAUAAAUUACAACCUGGUCCUAUGCCCAGAUCUCGAUUUCACGGUAGAAAUAAUUUCUUCUUUGCCAAUACACUAUCUGAUCUGAUGAUAGACGAUUUAACCAAAAACAUGCGAUCGCCUGACCGUGAUUUCGUAAAUAAACUAUCGCGUUUACGUGAAACGUUAGAGAGCUACAGUCACACGGAAGAUAUUCCGCUGCGUUUUGAUUUCCGUUACUUAUUGUACUGUCUUUUCCGACCAAAAUAUUUCGCCGAGGAGCGUUUCGAUACUGUUUACAUGGCUCAGUGUCAUUGCGACCUCACAGCACGUUUGUACCGUUACAUAGACCAUCUCGAAUCUUUGAAGAUGCAAUACGUAAUAGAGCCGUUUUACACGCCUAAAGAUCAAGGAGGCAGUACCAUUUUAAUGCCAUUAACCACCCCAAGAAACCAGCCACAUAAAUUCUUUCCCGGUUUACUUUUGGUAAUUGGUUGUAAAUAUAUCCACAUAGCUGAAAAUGGCAAGCACACUUUUGUAUGCCUAGAAGGAAUGGUUUAUGAAAACAAUCGACUCGAGUCUCUUCUUAUUCGUCCCAUAAGUAACAAAUUAUGUAAUCAACAAAAGAUUGAACGUUGUUACCUUAAUUAUUAUCAGGUUCUACCGGCGUUUCGUAAAUGGUUAUUGUACGGGUCUAACGAGAAUGCAAAAUUAAUGCAAUUCCCUUUGCGUAUAUACACGUCAACGUAUCACGCUGCUUUAGGGAGUACAGUUGACAAAGAUGUAGAACUUUGCAUUAAUUCUAGCGUUAAGGCUAACAUUACAAUUAACUCCGUUUAUGCUGGCCUUUGUUGCAUAACUCGCGAGUCAGCUAUUCACAAAAUGCACGCCGAUACGGAUCUUUUAAGUUUGAUAGUGACUGAAUACAUGGAAAAUGAACGGGACGAUAAAAAAUUUUAUUAUCGUUGCCCUUCGGAUGUGAAAGACAAAGCAACUCUGCGAGCUGCUUCUAAUUAUCAAAGUGGCAGAAAUGAUUUUAUAGAUGGCAUGAAAUGGAUCACUGCAUCCAGUAUUAAUAUCUUCGAAAAGGAAAACAAUAAAAGUUAUUUGCGUAUAAAACGUAGCAAGUAUAAAGCGUCGAAAAGAGAUAAUAAGAAUACACUUUUAAUGAAUAUCGCAGAAUUUAUUAAGGACAACAAGAAUUUAGUAUGUAAUACAAUUAAAACUAUACCUAAUGAAAACUCCAGUGUGGCCAUCCAGAAAAAGAAAGCGAAGGAAAAUUAUAGAGAAUCGAAGGCAUAUUUGGUUUUGAAAGAAGCGUACAAUUCUUGGAAGUCUAAAAAUGUAGAAAAUGAAGAAUAAGUUUUAAAUUAUGUUUAAUAUAAUGAAUAUUAAGCUCUUCAUAUUUAUGACUAUUUUCUUUUUCUUUUAUUAAAUAAAAUAUUUACGUUAUGAAUUUUUA
Molecule: messenger RNA, 2226 nt
Organism: Hylaeus anthracinus
Lineage: Eukaryota; Metazoa; Arthropoda; Insecta; Hymenoptera; Colletidae
Exons: 4
Coding region: 294-2126 (610 amino acids)
Molecular function (GO): DNA binding; ATP binding; hydrolase activity
Source: RefSeq, a predicted model, not a curated record